Messenger RNA from Coregonus clupeaformis (lake whitefish), 1223 nucleotides. RefSeq names its product CMRF35-like molecule 6. The annotation marks the transcript as partial. The transcript is spliced from 4 exons. Lineage: Eukaryota; Metazoa; Chordata; Actinopteri; Salmoniformes; Salmonidae. The record is from RefSeq and is a predicted model, not a curated record.
GUGCUUAUCGUGUGUCUGUGAAGACAAGAGGCUCCACCACCAUCCCAUGUCACUAUGAUCAGGAAUACAAAACCCAUGUGAAAUACUGGUGUAAAGGAUAUUAUUUUCAACGUUGCUCCCCUGUUGUACACACUUACCCUCCUAAGAGCACAGCUAAGGCCUCAAUCUCUGAUGACAUCAACCAGCGAACCUUCACUGUGAACAUGACUGAUCUGGAGCCAGAGGACUCUGGUCGUUACUGGUGUGCUGUAGAGGUCUAUGGUGAACCAGAUGUCAGGAUAGAACGAUUCCACCUAUCUGUGACUCCAGGUACUCCAGAACUCUAUGUGGACCAACAGGAGGUGACUGGAGUUGAAGGAGGGAGUGUCAUUGUAAAAUGUUACUAUAGUGACAUUGGAAAUACGGAGUGGUGUAAGAGUCAUGGCAGUGUCUCCUGUAUGUGGAUGAAUUCUGGGACUCUAGAUGGAACAUCAGUGACCCUACAGCAGACCACUGAUGCCACCAUAGGAAACAUCUUAAUGCAACCCAAGCUCCAACAACUGAACAAUCCUCUUUCUCUCCAACUGCUGAGCCUGUUCAGACUGACAACACAGUCCAAGGACCUGAGGGGGGCAAGGAGAAGGACACCAUGAGAUGGGGGAGAACAUUCUUCUACCUGCCAAAAAUUGGUAAUGCAGUGCUCUUCCUCCUGUGCACCAUCAUUGCUGUGGUAAAGUUCAGGGCAAACUGACUCUGUGGUGAAGUUCAGGGCAAACUGACUCCAAGGUAAAACUGAGGAUGAGUAGAAACCAGACAGGUCUCUCUGGUGAGACCAAGGGACAGAUUUACUUCUUGCACCUGCUUUUUCAGGGAUAAAACACACAAAAUAAGAAACUUUUUGUUUAUGGUACAUUUUACCUAUGUCUUUGACCUAAUUGGACUUUUUAGUCCAUAUGUUGUAGACCACAUUUGAUUGGUUUCAUAGUUUAUAUUUUUUACUGAAUCAUAGUCUUACGUAAUGUUAUGAUGAGUUUCUCUGGUAUCUCGUGCUUCAGGAUGUAAGAGAAUAGUAGAACACUUCGAUGGAGAGUUGAUUCAUAGUUAUUUAAUAGUUACAGUACUGGAUUCGUCUGACAAGCGGUACGGGCGUAGGCUAUUGUCAUCCGAAUCACUUACAUAGAAAAACCUCUCAGUUUAUAUCAUGCUUUCCGAGCUAAUUCCAUCCAACAGUUGCCAACCAUUGU